Molecule: messenger RNA, 4215 nt
Organism: Anguilla anguilla (European eel)
Lineage: Eukaryota; Metazoa; Chordata; Actinopteri; Anguilliformes; Anguillidae
Gene: hspd1
Product: heat shock 60 protein 1
Exons: 11
Coding region: 160-1890 (576 amino acids)
Biological process (GO): protein import into mitochondrial intermembrane space; positive regulation of interleukin-6 production; positive regulation of interferon-alpha production
Cellular component (GO): mitochondrial matrix; mitochondrial inner membrane
Molecular function (GO): ATP-dependent protein folding chaperone; ATP binding; protein-folding chaperone binding
Source: RefSeq, a predicted model, not a curated record
UGUUACCCGGAUGGAGAGAACCAUGUGCGCAGCAGUGUCCUGAGUCGACUUGGGUUGAUAGGUAGCAAAACGUCUUCAGUUUAACAUUCUGUGUAAGACUGCCGAUCAGAGCAGACUUCUGUCACAUCAUAGUUAACUUAAUUGCCACAUCUCAACACAAUGCUGCGUUUACCUGCUGUGAUGAAACAGAUCCGGCCCGUGUGCCGAGCCCUGGCCCCCCACCUCACCCGCAGCUACGCCAAGGACGUCAAGUUCGGCGCCGACGCCCGAGCUCUCAUGCUCCAGGGGGUGGACCUGCUGGCUGAUGCUGUGGCGGUUACCAUGGGACCCAAGGGUCGCACGGUCAUCAUCGAGCAGAGCUGGGGCAGCCCCAAGGUGACCAAAGACGGCGUGACGGUGGCCAAGAGCAUCGAACUGAAGGACAGGUACAAGAACAUCGGGGCCAGGCUGGUGCAGGACGUGGCCAACAACACCAACGAGGAGGCGGGCGACGGCACCACCACCGCCACCGUGCUGGCGCGCGCCAUCGCCAAGGAGGGCUUCGACUCCAUCAGCAAGGGCGCCAACCCCGUGGAGAUCCGCCGCGGCGUGAUGAUGGCGGUGGAGACGGUCAUCGGCGAGCUGAAGAGGCUGUCCAAGCCCGUCACCACGCCGGAGGAGAUCGCACAGGUGGCCACCAUCUCCGCCAACGGAGACAGCGAGAUCGGCACCAUCAUCUCCGACGCCAUGAAGAAAGUGGGCCGGAAGGGGGUCAUCACUGUGAAGGAUGGCAAAACUCUGCACGAUGAGCUGGAGAUCAUCGAGGGGCUGAAGUUCGACCGGGGCUACAUCUCCCCCUAUUUCAUCAACACCGCCAAAGGUCAGAAGUGCGAGUUCCAGGACGCCUACCUGCUCCUGAGCGAGAAGAAGAUCUCCAGCGUGCAGAGCAUCGUCCCCGCGCUGGAGAUCGCCAACCAGCACCGCAAGCCGCUGGUCAUCGUGGCGGAGGACGUGGACGGGGAAGCCCUCAGCACCCUGGUCCUCAACAGACUGAAGGUGGGGCUCCAGGUUGUAGCAGUGAAGGCCCCAGGGUUUGGAGACAACAGAAAAAACCAGCUGCAGGACAUGGCCAUCGCCACCGGGGGCACUGUGUUUGGUGACGACGCGACGGGCCUGGCUCUGGAGGACAUCCAGGCGCACGAUUUCGGGAAGGUGGGCGAGGUGUCGGUAACCAAGGACGACACCAUGCUGCUGAAGGGGCGUGGCGACGCCGCCGCCAUCGAGAAGCGCGUGGCCGAGAUCGCCGAGCAGCUGGAGACCACCACCAGCGACUACGAGAAGGAGAAGCUCAACGAGCGGCUGGCCAAGCUGUCCGACGGGGUGGCCGUGCUUAAGGUCGGGGGCACGAGCGACGUGGAGGUGAACGAGAAGAAGGACCGGGUGACGGACGCCCUGAACGCCACGCGGGCCGCCGUGGAGGAGGGCAUCGUGCCCGGCGGCGGCUGCGCCCUCCUGCGCUGCAUCCCGGCCCUGGACACCAUCUCGCCCGCCAACUCCGACCAGAAGACCGGCAUCGACAUCAUCCGCCGCGCCCUGCGCAUCCCGGCCAUGACCAUCGCCAAGAACGCGGGGGUGGAGGGCUCGCUGGUGGUGGAGAAGAUCCUGCAGGGCGGGGUCGACUUGGGCUACGACGCCAUGCAGGGGGAGUACGUGGACAUGGUGGCCAAGGGCAUCAUCGACCCCACCAAGGUCGUGAGGACGGCGCUGAUGGACGCCGCCGGCGUCGCUUCCCUGCUGGCCACCGCGGAGGCUGUCGUCACGGAGAUCCCCAAGGACGAGAAGGAAGCGGCCAUGCCAGGAGGCAUGGGGGGGAUGGGAGGCAUGGGCGGCAUGGGCGGCGGCAUGUUCUAAAACCCCGCCCCUCCCGGAACCCUCCUCUGCCAGACUUAAUGCAGGGGGCGGGGUCAGGCGGGGCCGAAUGGAAUGGCCCCUCCCCCUUCCGACCUGCUGGACUACGAUACCAAGUUCGUUGAAGAAGUGGAAACGCAAACAACCCCACCUCCGCCUUGGCCCUGUACCCCCUUUUUCAAAAAAAACACCUGAAGACUGUGAACCAGGCUCACCUGUGCCCCACCCCCAGCUCCACCCCCACCCCCCCAUCAUCUCACACGAAUACGUGAACGUGGUACGCGGUUUGCUCGGACUGUGAUCGCAAAUUAAUCUUCAUAAGCGCUGUCUGUCCCUCAAGCAUCGAUGAAAAUGCACACGUGCUGAUUUUACCACUGGUUUCUUUAUUUUUAUGGAUGGAAUUUGAUGUUCUGGUGAGUUUUGAAAGUGUUGCCAUCGUUUAUCAGAACACUAAAAUGCAGUGUGUGUUCCCCUUUUUGGCUCCAUCAGACCCUUUUUCAGGAUUUUUGGGGUAGAGCCUGGAAGGCCAGAAGGAUCGACAGAUCAGUGGAGCGUUGUCAUUGCAGCCAAACUUCAUUCCAGGUCCCGGGCACUUCUGUCAGAAAAGAUAAUUAAUCUCUUGAUCAUUGUUCAUUUUUUUAUACAUGUAUAUUAUGUUUUUUUUUUUGUUUUUUUUUUGUAUUGCCCAUUGCUGUCCGAAGUACUUUUUUGUCCGGUAAUUACCGUAUCCGGCUGAGAAUCUAUUAAAAUAUCUUUAAUUGUUUGUCCUUUGGCAUGGUCAUGAUUGUGUCCGAAAACCUGGGAUUUGUCUUUGUCAGCAUCAGAUGUUCCGUAUGAAAAGAUUAGUUUGGGUUACCGCUUCAUUUUGAAAUUCGCCUAGAUGGUAAGUGCCUCGUUUACUGCUGUUAAAUGGCAUUUUUUUCCUGUUUGUACAAAGGCACUAGGGAGGGCAGUUCACUGGAUUUGAUGGAUGUCUUCGUCUAGAAGUGCACAGCUGCAUGGACUAACGUCUGUCAUUUUAGCUCUUUCGUGGCUCACCAAAUUAGCAAUGGUAACUGCACCGGGAGAAGAACGGUGGUUACCCUAGUAUGUUAACUGUCCCGCAGUGUAACUAAACUUGCCAUUUCAAAUUGAAUAAAUGUGGUGGUCUGCAAAUCAUUCUCUUGAAUGAUGGUCUCAGAAAGCGUGUGGGUUUAACGUUUGUGCUUUUUUGUGCUUCGUUCCCCUUUUCUUAAUCGUAUUAUUUUUUUAUUAAGACGACGCUCAUUGCCACCAGCUUCCGUCCGGGAGAGCUCAGAAAGGCACGCGCGCUACUUUCACGCACGUGAUGUCGGCUGCCGCUAAUCGCGCUGCAGUUUAAAGGUCGGAAGAUUCGCAUCUCCAAGGGGAGAUGCGAAUGCCCGAUCGACCAGCAGGGGGCGCUGGUGCUCGCUGAUGAGACCGUUAAUCCCGGCUGAAUAACGGCCUCUCGUUCCUGUGUGACUAGGGCCUCCAGGGCUGCAAAUAACAAUUGGAGUUGGGCGAUCUGGAUUCUGUACCAGCUGCUGGGGAGGGUGUGUGUGUGUGUGGAUGUGUGUGUGCCCUUUUCUUAGUUUUCUGUUCCCAAUGCAGGGCGACGUAGCUCAGGAGGUAAGAGCGGUUGUCUGGCAGUCGGAGGGUUGCCGGUUCGGUUUGAUCCCCCGCCCUGGGCAUGUCGAAGUGUCCCUGAGCAAGACACCUAAUCCCUAAUUGCUCCCAACGAGCUGAUUGGAACCUUGCAUGGCAACCAUUCACCGUGGGUGUGUGUGUGUGUGAAUGGGUGAAUGAGAGGCAUCAAUUGUAAAGCGCUUCGGAUAAAAGCGCUAUAUAAAUGCAGUCUAUCCAAUGCAGAAAUGCAGCCUGUACUGAAAUGGAGAGAAAAAUGCAAGUUUAUAUACUGACGGUAACAGCUUGAACCGUCAGUCUUUGGAGAUGGAGGGACAUGGGGUGGGGCGUUUGAGUGGUGAGCAUCCUCUUGCACAGUGGUUUGAAAGAUUAGUAAUCUCCACUCUAGCUCUGUGAAACCCACCACUGGAUGCUCAGCACUAUAUCGUGCCUGAUAUUUAUCGCAUAACUAUAGCGUACAUGUUUGUUUUUUUGCAUACAAGUGUUUGCUUCUGCCUGACCAGUGGCAAAAAAUGACUGUGCAUGGGGAGGCUACUCAACGGAACAUCUAACGGUGGUGGCGUGUGUUUGCACAAUGCAUCGUCCUUCGCUAAGACAUGGCAGUGCCGAUUCAACGUUAACCUUUGUUUUAUAGUGUAGUGUAAGAGCUGUAAAAUGUAUUUAAUAAAAAUAAAAUGCUCUGAA